UAUGGGACACAGGCAGAGCCUGACUAUGAGGUGUACUUGCAUAGAAAUGGGAGGGCAUGACGUUUUGGCCGCAGAGGGAGCUGUUUUUAAUUGGUUGUGCAGUGAGAAAGACAACAUCCUGAUCUUAAAAAUUGAAAAUCAUUUUGGGGUUCAGAUAGUAGAGGACAAGAUGCAUCUAUAUCGAUUGAGGCUGGUCGUUACCUUGGUUACUAGUGCCGCAAACAAUGCUAGAGAGAAGGGACAAUUGGAAAACAAGAUGGUUGACAACCAUAAAGACACCACGACGAAGACAGGAGCAAUGUCACACUUCGGAAUCGUGGCUGCUGGAGAAAGGGAUGCAUGCCCAAUACCGGAGCCCUCUCAAAACUAUAUAGAUACAUCAUAA
This is a messenger RNA of Vitis riparia (riverbank grape), 385 nucleotides long. RefSeq lists its product as uncharacterized. Bases 2 to 385 code for a protein of 127 amino acids. The transcript is spliced from 5 exons. The record is from RefSeq and is a predicted model, not a curated record. Lineage: Eukaryota; Viridiplantae; Streptophyta; Magnoliopsida; Vitales; Vitaceae.